Messenger RNA from Diaporthe amygdali, 777 nucleotides. RefSeq lists its product as uncharacterized. The record is from RefSeq and is a predicted model, not a curated record. The transcript has a single exon. Lineage: Eukaryota; Fungi; Ascomycota; Sordariomycetes; Diaporthales; Diaporthaceae. Bases 1 to 777 code for a protein of 258 amino acids.
AUGGAUCGCAAACGCACAAAUGAGGCCGUGCUUUUGGUCACCGGCGCAUGGCACAUCCCAAGCCACUAUCGCAAACUGAUCAACGGACUCGAAUCAAGAGGGAUUCGGACUAUAUGCCCCACCCUCCCAACAAACAAUAAUGUGGUGCCUCCCAACAAGUCUUUCCAGGACGAUGUCGACUUUAUUCGGGACAUCACGGCAGCCGAGGUCGCUAAGGGCACCAGGCUCACCGUUGUCGCCCACUCCUACGGAGGCACCGUGUCGACUGCAGCCGUGGGCGAGUUUGCGUUCCCAGUGACCGGUGACACGAAGAAGGGAGGUGUCGUGGAUAUCCUUUACGUGACCACUUGCCCCCCGAAUGAAGGGCAAUCCAUGGUGAGCAUGUUUGGCGGCGUUCUCCCUCCAAUGUUCCAUGCCCAGGCGGACGGCACAUUGAAAAUCGACAACCCGGAGUACUACUUUUUCAACGACCUGCCUGACGAGGAAGCCAAGAAGGCUGUGGGGAUGCUCGUGGAACACCAGGUAGAAGCCAUGUUCACGCCUAUGGACUGUGCAGGCGGCAAGGCGGCUUUCAGGGUGAUUCCGACGAGCUACUUGGUUUGCGAAGGGGACACUGCCAUGCUUCCCGAGUUCCAGGAGAUGAGCAUUGCGAGGCUGAGAAGUGAGGGUGUUGAUGUCCGGGCGUACCGGUGCAGCGGAGGACACAAUGCGUUCAUGAGUGUGCCUGAACAAGUCAUCGAUGUUAUUCUGAAGGUGUUGAAGUCUCGGAGAGUUUAA